AACAUGAGAUAUUGUUAUCACUAUAUAUGUCACGAUCUUCUACAAAGCAAACAGUUAAUUGACCCUCUGCCGCGGGAGGCAACGCAUCUUCAAUUGUAUUCAUUUAUACAAUACUUGAAUAUGUUCAAAGUAAUAAGAGACAAAUGCAUUAGAAAUAAAGCGGUAAAAUAUUUGGACAGUUUGAGGAAUGGCAGUAGAUCGUAUGCGACCAAUAAUGAAAUUGUGACUUCAGCUGAUAUUGUGAUUAUUGGCGGAGGAAUUGCGGGCUGUAACACUUUGUACCAACUUAGUAAAAGAGGAGCAAACGCUGUGCUUCUAGAAGCAAACAGACUUACGAGUGGAACAACGUGGCACACAGCUGGUUUAGUGUGGUCACUGAGGCCAAGCGAUCUAGAAGUGAGACUAUUAGAAGACUCCAGAAAAGUCUACAGUGGUUUAGAAGAGGAGUCCGGAGACUAUGCUGGCUGGAUUAACAAUGGCGGCAUGUUUAUAUCGCGCAGUAAGGUACGCACAGAAGAAUACAUGCGACUACACACUCUGGGGAAGGCGAUGGGGGUGCCAAGCGAAGUUCUAGAUCCCACUGAAGCCCAGAAACUGUUCCCUCUUUUGGACCCAUCAGUAUUUAAAAUGGCGCUAUACUCGCCCACAGAUGGUACUAUCGACCCUGCAAUGGCGUGUAAUGCUCUUGUUAAAGUAGCAACUAAAAAUGGCGGGAAGAUUUACGAAGAUUGCCCUGUGAUUGAUGUCCACUAUGCACACAAUAUAUUCGGCAAUAAAGAGGUGACCGGUGUACACACAGACAAAGGAUUUAUUAGAACUAAAUGUGUUGUAAAUUGCGGAGGUGUUUGGGGUCCACGAAUAGCUAGAUAUGCAGGUGUGCCUUCAUUGCCCAUAAUUCCCUUCAAACAUGCGUACGUCGUAGCAGACGCGAUCCCAGAGAUCCGCGGAUGUCCUAACAUCAGAGAUCACGAUGUCAACUUAUACUUCAAGAUACAAGGUGAAAGUUGCAACAUCGGCGGCUAUGAACAUAAUCCUAUUAUGUUAGAUCAGGUUUCAGACAGCCAACAUUUCCACCUAUACGACUUAGACUGGGACGUGUUUAGCGUUCACAUGAACAGUGCAGCGUCUCUAUGUCCCAAACUUGCGAACGUUGGUGUGAAGAGCACUGUGUGCGGUCCGGAGUCCUUUACUCCCGACCACAAGCCGAUACUGGGGGAAGAUCCCAAUGUAUUUGGAUUGUAUCACAACUGUGGCUACAAUUCAGCGGGGAUGAUGUUUUCGGCUGGUUGCGGCAUACAAAUGGCGGAAUGGAUAAUCACUGGAAGACCCCACUACAACAUGUUCACAUUCGACGUGAGCCGCUUCACACCGGGUCAGCUGUCCCGACCGCACUGGGCGCGUGAGAGUAGCCACGAGGCUUAUGUCAAGAACUACAGUGUCGUGUUCCCGAAUGAUGAGCCGCUAGCUGGUCGUGACGCGAGCCACGAUGCGUUGCACCAGGAGCUUAUAGACGACGGCGCUGUGAUGCAGGCCAGGGCUGGGUGGGAAAGGCCUGGUUUCUACUUGCUGGGGGAAAAGAUUCGAGUGCAGCAGUACGACUGGGGUGGCGUCAAUGACUACCCUCGCAAUUUAGAUCUCCGGUACGAAGAAGUUCUUAAAGGAGACUACACGUUCGGAUUUUCGAAACACCACGACUUGAUUGGUGCCGAGGCACUGGCCUGUAGGAACGCGGCCGCCAUGUUCAACAUGUCGUACUACGGCAAGCUGUAUCUCACCGGACCCGACGCGCAGCGAACCGCCGAGCUGGCCUUCACUGCUGAUUUAUCUAAGGGAAAGGACAGAGUUGUCUACACUCUGCUCCUGAACGACAAAGGUGGCGUAGAAGCUGAUCUAACUGUCAGCAUCCUUGAUGGAGGUCAAGGUUCCCUGCAUGAACCUAUUUUUAAAGGGCGCGGAUACUACUUAGUAACUCCAGGCUUCAGUGCGAACCACACGGCGUCUAUACUAAAGCGAGUCAUACACAAGUACAAGCUGCGAGCCAACGUCACAGACGUUACCAAACAGCUUUGCAUCCUCGCUAUACAAGGACCGGAUAGCCAACGUAUUCUGCAACGAUACACAGACGCUGGUCUGUCCAACGACGCAUUCCCAUUACAUACGCAUCGCAGCAUAAGCGUGACUAAAGCACCUAACGCCCCUGACAAUAAGAGUUAUACUUGCCGAGCACUGCGCGUGUCGUGGGCGGGGGAGUUAGGCUGGGAGCUGCAUAUACCUUCCUCGCACGCUAUACAGGUGUACAAGGCCUUGAGGCAGGCGAAGGGACUGAGGAACGCUGGCUGGAGGGCGUUAACUUCUCUCAGCGCUGAGAAAGGCUUCCACUUAUGGAAUGCAGAUUUGAGAACUGAUGACAAUCCGGUCGAGUCAAAUCUGGGUUUUGCGUGUCGGAAAGGCGGUCAAUACAUCGGCAACGAAGCUGUUACCAAAGCCAGGAAGAACGGAGUAAACAAGAAGUAUGCAUACUUCACAAUUGAUGAUAAGAUACCGCUAUUUGGUCAAGAAGCUAUAUUCAGAAAUGGGAUGCCCGUUGGAUAUAUACGAAGAGGGGACUAUGCAUUUUUCCUUGACAAACCAAUAGGUAUCGGCUACAUAACCAACGACGGGUCCGUUGUUACAAAUGAUUUCUUACAAAAUGCCGAAUACGAAAUCGAAGUUAUGGGCAAGCGGUAUAAAGCGAACCUUCACCUAAGGUCGCCUUUCGAUCCAACAGGGCAAAGGAUGUUAGGAAAUUAUGGGGCUCUAGGUAUGGAUGAGAAUACUCAUGAACCUCACGCUGGACAGAACGAGAGGGCGGGCGGUAGCGAAUAGUGAAAUGAUCUCAAUAAAGAUUUAGUUUAUAAUA
Messenger RNA from Bicyclus anynana (squinting bush brown), 2899 nucleotides. It is a transcript of the gene Sardh, whose product is annotated as sarcosine dehydrogenase, mitochondrial. The record is from RefSeq and is a predicted model, not a curated record. Gene Ontology annotation, cellular component: mitochondrion; cytoplasm; mitochondrial matrix. The transcript is spliced from 16 exons. Gene Ontology annotation, molecular function: sarcosine dehydrogenase activity; protein binding. Lineage: Eukaryota; Metazoa; Arthropoda; Insecta; Lepidoptera; Nymphalidae. The coding region runs from base 4 to 2865 and encodes 953 amino acids.